Plenodomus lingam JN3 is the source of this 156-nucleotide messenger RNA. The record is from RefSeq and is a predicted model, not a curated record. NCBI's taxonomy places the organism in Eukaryota, Fungi, Ascomycota, Dothideomycetes, Pleosporales, Leptosphaeriaceae.
AUGUUUGGCGCACUGUUACUGCGCGUGCAGUCGCCGCGAUACGCGCAUUCACUAAUUCCGGUUGCGUUUGGAUAUGACUGGUCUACGUGCCAUUAUUGGUGCAAGGCGAUGGCUGGGUUCUCAUCUUUGGUCAAUACCGGGGCCCCAGAGUCAUAG